AUGUUGGCAGCGCUGGUUACUACACUGAUCUGUUUUAUAUUGCAAAGCUCUCUGACCCAUGGUAGGGUGUGCUGGGAGGAAAGCAUGGUACCUAAGGGAAGGAACAGCAGCUGCGUAGCUCCACAGGCUUUUCUAAUCUUUGGCCACGGCAAAGCAAUCCACAGAAUGCAAUUGGAUGGGAAGCGACAGAGGCGGCUGGUGGCUGGAGUGGGCACUUCCAUCAUCAUAGACUUUGAUUACAGAGAGGAGACUGUGUACUGGGCAGAUAGGUAUACUGGGCUCAUCUACAAAGCACAGCUCGGAGCGCACAAGCAGAAAGUAUUUUCCUCAGACAAACAUAUUUCAGGCCUGGCGGUGGACUGGCUUUUGAACAGCAUCUACUGGACAAGUGGUGUAAAGGGCAAAAUCCGGAAAAUUGAUAUGAAUGGGAAAAACGAAAAGACCAUUUUGCGUCAUCUGACACAGCCAGCUUCAAUAGCGGUCGACCCCACCAAGAGGUUUCUCUUUUGGCUGAGUGGUGAAACAAGCUCCAGUAUUCAGCGCGCUAAUCUGACAGGCCACAUGAAAACCACUCUUAUCAAAAUAAAUGGACAACUCAAGGUGCUGUCUGUGGAUCACAAAGACAAAAGACUAUUUUGGGUCCAAUUUGGUCCAGAUGAACAAUCUGCAAUUGGAUCAUGUGACUACAGUGGGAAGGUCAUACACAUUACUGACCAUCAGCUUCGUUCUUUCUCUCUAGGAAUCGCCAUAUUUAAGAACAACUUAUAUUACAAUGACUUUGAAUCUCAUGGUAUAAAACGGGUUAACAAAUACGGAGGAGAUUAUCAGAAGGUGAACAGAAAAGCUCUGGCCAAACCUCCAGUGGACAUCAAAGUUGUCCAAAAACAACCCACAGAAGACUCGAUUCUUCAAUUUUCAAGUUGUGAUAAACUGAGUGGGAACUGUGUGAAUGUAUGCUCCAGUCCAUCUGAGGAUGAGGUCUGUCAAUGCAGUGAGGGAUUUGUCCUCAGUAAACAAGGCACAUAUUGUGAAGAUGUAAAUGAGUGUGCCCACUGGAAUCACGGCUGCUCUCUUGGCUGUGAGAACAUUCCAGGAUCCUAUUUCUGUACCUGUCCUAAAGGAUACACUCUCAUGCCAGACAAGAAGACAUGCCAAGAGAUCAUAGAGUGUGACAGCAGCAGACAAUGUGGGAGUGGCUGUCUGGAGGUAGGGGGCAGUGUGGAGUGCGUGUGUCCAGAGGGCUCUGUGCUGCAGGAGGAUGGGCAGGCUUGCACUGGCUGCACGUCUGCAGACAGAGGCGGCUGCAGUCAGCUGUGCUCUCCUCUGAACUCCAGUGUGAGCUCUGGGCAGUGGCAGUGUGGCUGUGUGCCUGGCUAUGAGCUGCAGCUGGACAGGAGACAGUGCAUUGCAGAGGGCCCACCUCCUCUUCUGCUUGUUGCCACUUUAGUGGAUGUGCGCAAGGUCUGUCCUGAUGGAACAGGAGAGGAGAUCCUGCUGUCAGAGUCCACAGGGAGAAUCACAGCUCUGGACUAUGACCCGGUCCAUAAGGAGGUGUACUAUGUGAGCAUGAGCCGAAGGAGCAUAGAGCGUGUGAGCGUGGAGGACGGCUCCAGACACACUGUGCUGUCUGAGAGAGUGGAGUCAGUACAAGGGCUGACCAUAGACUGGCUCCACCGCACCCUCUACUGGACUGAACAAAGCCAGUCAACAAUAGAGUGCAGUCCUCUGACUGGACUGAGAAGAGAAACAGUCAUAAGUGAUGGCCUCCAAAAACCAAAAGCCAUUGCAGUCCAUCCCUUGGUGAAGAGGUUAUUCUGGACAGAUGUUGGGUCCAGGCCCAUGGUGGACAGUGCCUCUUUAGAUGGUGGAGGGCGUGUGGUCGUGGUCAGCACUAACCUUAUCUCCCCGAGUGCCCUGAGCUUAGACUUCCCAGAGGAGCGGCUGUGGUGGGCUGACAGCGGCACAGGGCUGGUGGAGAGCGCUCAACUGGAUGGAUCACUGCGACACACCCUGUCAGGGAAACAAGUAGCACAAGUGUUUGGCCUAGCAGUGUGGGAGGAGCGGCUCUGGGUGUCUGAGCAGGAGCAUCAUCAGCUGAGGAGCUUCCACAAACGCACUGGAAAAGAGCUGGAGCAUCUCCAUAGCAACAUGGUCCAACCAGCUAAUAUUGUAGUGCUUCAUCCUGUCGCAAAACCAGGAGCAGAUGUGUGUCUUCAUAAGAAUGGAGGUUGUGCUCAGCUGUGUGAGAGCAACCUGGGAACAGCUCUCUGCUCUUGUCUGCCUCACUACACUCUGUCUGCAGAUGGGACAAACUGCCACCAGGGGGAGACAGUCACAAGUCCAAGAGAAAACCAAACUCACAGUGAAGAAAGCACCACUGUGAUAACUGAAGUUGUGAGUGCCACAGAGAGAAUUGAUUUAGUCUCCAGUGCAGGCACGACAUCCAGCCUCUCAGACAAGAUGGUGGCAGAUGAGCAUGAGUGUUCCUCCCUACACUGUGAUGACAAUGCCCAGUGUGUACAGACAGCAGGGGGCAGUGUUUGCGUGUGCAGAGAGGGCUUUACAGGAAAUGGGCACCUGUGUAUGGACAUAGAUGAGUGUGAAGCUGUGCCGGAUAUCUGUGAUCCAAAUGCAGAGUGUGUGAACACUGUGGGCAGUGUGCUCUGUCGCUGUCACACAGGAUUUAUAGAGGACGGUACCAAGUGUAAAGCGGUGGUGACAGUUCCUCCUGUGAUCAGUAGCAUGACUCCAGGACACCACAACAAUAAUGUGGUGGAGAGGUGCCCGUCCAGCCACGAGUCCUACUGCCUGUACCAGGGAGUCUGCUUCUACUUCCCAGACAUGGACUCCUAUGCGUGCAACUGCAUGUCUGGCUACAUGGGUGAGCGCUGUCAGUUCAGUGACCUGGAGUGGUGGGAGCUGCAGCAGGCCGAGGAGCAGAAGAAGAAGAACGUUACUAUAGCAGGCUGCAUGGUGGGCCUCAUUUCCCUGCUCUCCAUCGCUGCCUGCGUCACCUAUUGCUACGGAACUCGGAAGCUAUUUGCUAAAAAGCUUCCAGAUGACCACAUGAGUGAGACCAGUGGGACAGUGGAGAGCAUGUCUGUGACCACAACUUCCAGCGCGCCACCGUUUUCCAUGACAACAGAGAGGGAAUUACAUACGAUAAUGGGCUGUCCCAGAAGAGCUGUCUGCCCCUCCUGCUCCUCAGAACCAGGUGACAACUCAGAAGAUUCCGAAUUAUAUGCAAAACACAACAGAGGCUAUGAGUGCUCCAUGCUGUCUGCUGUCGCCAUGGAAACUGAUCAGCUCCCCGACUGUCAAUCAAGUCCAGUGUCAACCUUCUCGACGUUCAAGCCUCACCAGCAACCCCAGAGUCUACAGCCCCCAGCCUCCUAGCUACAAACGACUCUU
Messenger RNA from Periophthalmus magnuspinnatus, 3411 nucleotides. RefSeq names its product epidermal growth factor (gene egf). The coding region runs from base 1 to 3396 and encodes 1131 amino acids. Lineage: Eukaryota; Metazoa; Chordata; Actinopteri; Gobiiformes; Gobiidae. Gene Ontology annotation, molecular function: calcium ion binding. The transcript has 23 exons. The record is from RefSeq and is a predicted model, not a curated record.